AUGUUUAGUGACAGCGAGGAGGAGGGGUCCUGGCUGGGCUCGGAGGACAGCUCGUCCGAGGAGCUGCGCAGCGCGCAUUACCGGGUCCUGAAGGACAUCGGCGAGGGCGGCUUCGGCGAGGUGAAGCUCGCCCAGCACCUUCCCACCCAGACCCCCGUGGCCGUCAAGAUCAUCCCGAAGACCAAGAACAACGACAUCCUGAACACGGAGAUGGACCUCAUGAGGUCCCUGGACCACCCCAACGUGAUCAAGCUCUACGAGAUCCUGGAGACGGACGACCUGGUGUACCUGGUCCUGGAGUACGCGCCGGGCGGGGACCUGCAGGACCUCGUGGACACGGUGGGCGGCCUGUGGGAGGACGAGGCGCGCUCGCUCUUCCGCCAGGUCGCAGGCGCCAUGCGCUACUGCCACGAGCUGGGGAUUGCGCACCGUGACCUGAAACUAAGCAACGUGCUGCUGGAUGCCCAGGGCAGGCCCAAGGUGUGCGACUUCGGCCUGGGCGCCCGGUGCCUGGAAGGCCACAAGCUGCGAUCGGCGUGCGGCACGCUGCCCUUCUGCGCGCCCGAGAUCCUGAUGCCCGGCCCCAAGUCCUACGACGGCCCCAAGGCGGACGUGUGGAGCCUGGGCGUGCUGCUCUACCACCUGGUGGUGGGGCGCCCUCCCUUCCGGGGGGUCACGCAGGCGCAGGUGGAGAAGGCCAUGCUGGGGGGCGAGCUCGGCUUCCCCGCGCACGUCUCCAGCGACUUCCGGGACCUGCUGGGCGCCAUGGUGGCCGCCGACCCCGCGCGCAGGCCCUCGCUGGGGCGCGUGCUGGAGCACCCCUGGCUGCAGCAGGGGCCGCGGGAGCCGCCGGCGCCGCCCGGCCUCCCCCCGCGCCCCGACAGCUCCAUCCUGGAAGCCAUGGCCGCCCUGGGCUACGACCCCCAGCAGGUGCGCGAGGCCCUGAGCGCCAAGAGCUACAACGGGCUCAUGGGCGCCUACCUCAUGCUGGAGCAGCGCAAGUCCGAGCGCGGGGAGCGGGGAGGCCUCGCGAGGAGCCCGCGCCCCUCCGUGGCGCCCGGCGGGCCCUGGUCCUCGCGCGUCCCCUCCGCCGGAGCCAGCGCGCCUGCCCUGCAGCCGCCCCCCUUCCCGGGGAAGGACGCGCGGGGCGGCGUCCUGGCCGUCUACUUGGCCACGACCAUCGGUGUGCUCCCCAGGAGGGCGUCCCAGCCCCGCCCGGCCCCCGCUCCCGACGACGACGCCCUGCGGGACGCGGAGGCCGGCGGGCGUCACGAGGAGGAUCCGGCCGCCGUGCGCCCCGAGGUCCCCGCCGCGCCCCCGGCCUCGCCCCCCGCGGCGCGGAGCCGGCGGCUGCGGAGCUGCCCCGCGUGGCUGCGCGGGCUCUGCCCCUGCAGAAUCCUGACCCGAGGGAAGUUGGCUGCUGCGUCCACGCACAUCCCAGCCGGGCAGCUGGCCACAGACACAGGGAGCCCCACCGCCGCCCCGGCCUCCGGAGCAAGCGUCCUGCACCGGGGAGCCGGCGCCUGCCUGGAGGAACCCAUUCCUGUAGACAGAGCCUCUGGGACCCCCACCUCUCCCCGCACCCCUGCUCUGCGGCAGCACAGCUGUGUCAGACCCAUGGAGGACCCCGCCAGCCCUGGCCUCUUCCAUCCACACCUGCCACAGCUGCUCCCUGAGGGGAAGAGCAAAUGCUGGGAGAGUCCCCCACUGCCUGGCUGUGCGGACAGACACCAUGAUUACUGA
Perognathus longimembris pacificus (Pacific pocket mouse) is the source of this 1743-nucleotide messenger RNA. RefSeq names its product sperm motility kinase Z-like. The transcript has 3 exons. Gene Ontology annotation, molecular function: protein serine/threonine kinase activity; ATP binding. NCBI's taxonomy places the organism in Eukaryota, Metazoa, Chordata, Mammalia, Rodentia, Heteromyidae. Gene Ontology annotation, biological process: intracellular signal transduction; protein phosphorylation. Bases 1 to 1743 code for a protein of 580 amino acids. Gene Ontology annotation, cellular component: cytoplasm. The record is from RefSeq and is a predicted model, not a curated record.